Nezara viridula (southern green stink bug) is the source of this 1716-nucleotide messenger RNA. NCBI's taxonomy places the organism in Eukaryota, Metazoa, Arthropoda, Insecta, Hemiptera, Pentatomidae. The record is from the annotation of a GenBank genome assembly.
AUGGGGUUGUGUCAGUUCUGUUCAGCUGACGUCUCUAGGGAACUGUUCCUCUGGCGUUUUCUCAACUUUAGUAUUCCUUUGUUCCGUCUUCAAUAUGUCAUCCAUGGAACAGUUACUAAUACCUAUGGGCGGCCAGACGACGUUGUAGCUAGGGAGACCUUAGACAAUCACAUCCGGCAGAAUGAAUCCUUCGUGCUGCGAAUGUUCCAGGCCCAGUUCCGAUCCUCACUGACAUGCCCUAGGUGCCACCAGCAGUCCAACACCUUUGAUCCCUUUCUCUGUGUUUCAGUGCCUGUACCCCAGGAGCAGCCUCGCCCUCUCUAUGCCACCAUACUUUACACCUCCCAACAGCCCAGGCAGGUAAAGCUUGGGCUGUCAUUACCUUCCCAUGCAGAGAUAAGAGACUUAAAAGAGCAACUUGCGUUAGAUACAGGGAUAUCGGAAAAGCAUAUGCUCAUCACUGAAAUUGACGAUAUUUGUUUCCAAAGAACCUUUUCAGAUAACCAGCCAAUUUCAAUGAUAAAAGAAACAGAUCCUAUUUAUUGUAUAGAACUUCCCGAAUUGAAAGAAGCCUCCCAAGACACGGGUGAAUACAUCCUUCUUAUUUGGAUCAACACAUUAAUUAUUGAAGACCAGUGUUCUAGUAGUCCUUACACAAUGCAGGUCUGCAGGGAGACAUCUUAUAUUGAUGUCGAGAAGUUAAUGCUUAAAGAAAUGUGUUGGUCAGUUGCCGAUGGUGUCUUAGAAGCUGAUACUGAAAGCCUGCCAGGAGAAGUGCGAAUGAGGAUAAUUGCGCCCGGGUGUGGUACAGCUUACCUUGACCCUACUCUAGAGCAUCCGUUAUAUGAUGAAAGUGUCGACAAUGCCAUUGCUCUCUGUGAUACUACUUCGGCUCCUCAGCAUCUCAAAUUAGUUCUUGAGUGGGACCUUCGUGCCAAAGACAGUAUGGUAGUUGAUGAUGCUGAUCAUGUCGUUGAACACUCUUCAGUAAAACUCCUGAAACAGAAUGCCGAACUUGGAGGUUCAGUUACACUAGAAGAAUGUUUUCAGCUGUAUACAAAAGAGGAAGUUCUUGGAGCUGAAGAUGCUUGGCAUUGCCCUAGUUGCAACCUGAAACAAGAGGUUGUGAAAAAACUUGGUCUGUGAUCUACCAUCAAACUCACAACUCUGGUAGACUUCCCAGCUAAUGGAUUUGAUAUGUCUCCUCACCUGUGUGGCUCGGGAAACUCUAAUAUGUGGUUGAAAAAAGGUCAAGGAUCUCAGAACAAUACUUACGACCUUUAUGCAGUUUGCAAUCAUCAUGGACAGAAUCUGCACACUGGUCAUUAUACAGCUUAUUGCCGAAAUCCUUACAAUGGUCAAUGGUACUGUUUUGAUGACACUAGAGUAACUAGUAUUAGUGAAAGUGAGCUAGUCACCACUGCAGCUUACAUCCUGUUCUACCAAAGGAGGGGUCUUCUUUCUCCUUCCACUUCAUCCUCUGCCUCAACCACUUCAGAGCACUGGGCUACCAGGCUUGUUCCUGUCUCUAGGCAAGAAGAGAGGUUUCAGAGGAAUUCAAGGCAGUAUGCCACUGUUCCUGCGAGACAGUCUGCUCAGGACUUGAACUCUCAGGGAAAUGAUAGGAUGGGUGAUGACACAUCUAGUAUUGAAGACAAACAAAAUAUUGAAAAUGUAACAAUGAGCCCUAUAGAUCUCACUGAAUCGGUUGUCUGA